Molecule: messenger RNA, 803 nt
Organism: Bombus pyrosoma
Lineage: Eukaryota; Metazoa; Arthropoda; Insecta; Hymenoptera; Apidae
Gene: Naa80
Product: N-alpha-acetyltransferase 80
Exons: 4
Coding region: 142-798 (218 amino acids)
Biological process (GO): protein acetylation
Cellular component (GO): cytoplasm
Molecular function (GO): N-acetyltransferase activity; acetyl-CoA binding
Source: RefSeq, a predicted model, not a curated record
GAUAUGAUUAUUAGAUAAAAGACGUAUUAGUGGAAGAAUGACUUGAAAUGAGGUGAUGUACUCUAUAAUACCACUGGGUGCUACGAAAAUUUUAUGUAACAGUGGGGAUAUGUUCAAGAGAAGUAUCAUUCUUGGCUCAAGAUGAUAUUAAUCUCAAAGCUAUUUCCACACGGGAUACAUAUAGGUGAAGCACAAAAAGAUAUGACUGCUAUUGAAAAGGAAUAUAGAAUAGUACCACUUCAUAAAAGACCAGACCUAAUUCCAGACUGUUGUACAUUACUGAAUUCUGAAUGGCCAAGAAGUGAAACUGCACGGUUAAAAUUUCUGAAUGUAUCAUGCGAUGAAUUUCCCACAUGUCUUAUACUAAUAGACAAAGAGGACAGAGUCCUUGGUCAUUGUAAAAUAUCUUUAAUACCACGAUUACGUCAUAGUUGUUUUAUACAAUCAGUGAUAAUUGACUACCAGCGUAGAUCUCAGGGUUUAGGAUCUAGACUACUACGUGGAGCUGAGGAACAUGUAGCAAAGAAAGGAAUUAAAAAUGUAUAUUUAAUAACUAAAGGCCAAGAACUUUUUUACCUAAAAAAUGGAUAUAAAACCUGUGAUCCAUUUAAAGCAUCAGGCAUCAAUGAUGUUGUAUAUUCUAGUGCAGCAUUUACUAAAGCAAAGCUUAAAGAAAAAAGUACGCAAUAUUGUGGUCCACCACCACCUCCAAUGCCAAACUUUCAGAUGCCAAAGUUUUAUGAUCUAGGUAUCUUAACACACAGAACACAUAUGGUAAAAAGAUUAUCAUCACAGUAACAGUU